AUGCAAUUAAAUAAAGAUAUUUUAUUAGUUUCAAUAAUUUCACUAUUUAGUGGUGUUUUACUUGGUUAUUUCCAAGCAAAAUGUUUUAAACGUUCAACAAUUACAAAAAAUAAAGAAGAAGUAGAACAAAUUAAAGAAAUUGAAAAUAAUAAUCAAAAAGAAAAAGAAAAAGAAGAAAAAGAGGGUGAUGAUGAUGAUGAUGAUGAUGAUGAAAGUGAAUCAAUAGAUGGUGAUUAUGAUGAAAAUGAUGAUUAUGAAAUUGAAUAUGAUGAAGAAAUUGGUGAUUGUAAACAAGUACUUGUAAUUAGAACUGAUUUAGGUAUGACCAAAGGUAAAAUUAUAGCUCAAUGUUGUCAUGCAUCAUUGGGUGCUCGUCAAAAAGCAUUAAAAGAUUCUAAAAAAGUUUUAAGACAAUGGGAAAAUUUUGGUUGUGCUAAAAUAACUUUAAAAGCAAAUAGUAAAGAAGAAUUGGUUGAUUUAAGAAAUAAAGCAAAAGAACUUGGUGUUGUAAGUUAUUUAGUUUUAGAUUCUGGCCAUACACAAAUUCCAAGUGGUUCUGCAACUGUACUCGCUGUUGGUCCAGCACCAAAAGAAGCAGUUGAUGCUGUCACUAAACACUUAAAAUUAUAUUAA
Messenger RNA from Dictyostelium discoideum AX4, 633 nucleotides. RefSeq lists its product as hypothetical. Lineage: Eukaryota; Evosea; Eumycetozoa; Dictyosteliales; Dictyosteliaceae. The record is from RefSeq and is a predicted model, not a curated record. Bases 1 to 633 code for a protein of 210 amino acids. The transcript is spliced from 2 exons.